Thalassophryne amazonica is the source of this 6309-nucleotide messenger RNA. Its product is annotated as cat eye syndrome critical region protein 2 homolog. Gene Ontology annotation, cellular component: CERF complex. Gene Ontology annotation, molecular function: protein binding. NCBI's taxonomy places the organism in Eukaryota, Metazoa, Chordata, Actinopteri, Batrachoidiformes, Batrachoididae. Bases 1 to 4737 code for a protein of 1578 amino acids. The record is from RefSeq and is a predicted model, not a curated record. The transcript is spliced from 17 exons. Gene Ontology annotation, biological process: chromatin remodeling.
AUGGAUGGAUGGAUAGAUGGGUUGUCUUCCUGGCUGGUUGCCAUCCAUGACCCGAGGCACUUCCGUGGUGUGGUGGACAUGGUGAUUCACGGCAACAGCACAUGCUCCCAGAAGUGGUCUGGCCUGACGGAAACUACUUUUCCCAAGACAUUUAGUAGUUACCUGGAUGACAUCAUCAGCUAUCGCUGGGAACUGGAGGAGGGGAAGCCCAACCCACUGCGACAGGUGUCAUUUGAAAACCUCCCUCCUCGCACUCAGGUGGAACUCGUACAUCGACUCUGUGACUAUCGUCUUGACGCUGCUGAUGUUUUUGACCUGCUGAAGGGUCUGGAUGCAGACAGUCUGAGAGUGGAACCUCUUGGACAGGAUGGGAAUGGAGCCCUCUACUGGUACUUUUAUGGCACUCGUAUGUACAAAGAAGAACCAGUUAGGAGGAAAACAGAGAAGCUUAGUGAGGCAGAAAGUGAAGAUAAGACAGAAAAUUGGUUAAAUGACUUGCCGUCUUGCACAGGUCGCAAACGAGGCACUUGGUCCCUCGUGUGUGAAACAAAAGAACAGUGGGUCAGUCUGGCAGAAAGCAUCAAAGACAAAACCUCUCCACAGGACCGCCACCUCUAUCGCGUCAUCUGUCAUAACUUCCUGCCCGAAAUCAGCAGCAUGAUUGAGCAUAAGGAGAAAGAGCAGAAACAGAAGCUGCUGGACCCAGCUGCGCUUCACAUAUCACUGCGGUUCCCUGCGCAGCACAUGACACAGGAGGAGGAGCAGGAGGAGGACAAUCUGAUGAACAUCGCAGAGGUGGCGAAAAAGACAGACGAAGAGCUGCACAGGCAGAUCCUGUUGGCUGAGCAGCGGCGGGAAGAGGAAAGGUUUCUUGAGGAAGAACGACAGAGAGAGCAGAUGGAGAAGAACAAAGCUGUGGAGGAGCGAGCAAAAAGGCGGAAGUUGCGGGAGGAGAGGGCCUGGUUGCUGUCACAAGGAAAAGAACUACCACCUGAACUUCUGAAGCUGGAGCCACCGUCUCCUAUCCGCAAAACACGCAAGAAUAAAGAAAUCUAUGAAAUGUACGAGGACUACACUGCUCUGUACAAAGUACUGGAAGCACUGAAAGCACAUAAAGAUGCCUGGCCGUUUAUGGAGCCUGUGGAUGACUCCUAUGCACCCAACUACCACGAGAUCAUCCAGAGCCCUAUGGACCUGUCCACCAUUGAGAAGAAGCUCAAUCAUGGGGACUAUAUUGCCAAGGAGGAGUUUGUUGCCGAUGUGAAGCUCAUGUUUGAGAACUGCAUGGAAUACAAUGGAGAAGAGAGUGAGUACACCAUCAUGGCGGAGUCUUUAGAAAGGUGUUUUAACCGGGCUUUGUUAAAACACUUUCCAUCAGAGGAUGGUGACACCGAUGAGGAAUUCCACGUCCGUAGAGAAGAAAAGGAGCGUAAGGACAAAAAGCGUAACCGUAGCAGCAAACAUUUAGGACCUGAAGGUUUGAUCAAGGCUACAGAGCAUCUUCAUCGUAAACAAAAUGUCCAGGGUGGCAAGAGUAUCACAACUAAAGAGGUAGAAGACAACAAACCUGGAAGACAAGCUCCUCCCCCUCAGUGGGCCAGUACCCCCUAUUACCCCAACAGUUUACCAACAAGCCAGCAGCAUAUCAAUGAAGGAGAUGUUGGGGGCAUGUACCACCCAGGGCAACAGCUCCGUUGUCCUCCUAGUGCCCAAGGCCCACACAUGUAUGUACAGAGUAUGGAUCCCCACUUCACCUUCAGAGGUCACAUAUCCAGACAUGGAGACCCCAGGCUGAACCACAUGCCACACAAAUUUAACAUACAACAUCGGAUGGUUGAUAGACAUCACAUGGGUUCUCGAUAUCCAAUAGGCCCAGAUCCUAACCACCAGCAGCUACAGCAUCACCAACGACACCCCUACAUGGGGCCCAUGCACGGCCCAUCUCUGGGUCCACGUCCUCUGGCCCUUCAGCCUGGACAUCCUCCUGAAGCCAGCAUGUACCCUUCUCCUCAGCAUCCAGAAGGCCACACUAUGCAUCCAAUGGCCAACCACUUUACACCACCAGAGGGACAUCCCCAGUACAACUACACACGCUUGAGGCCUCCUAGCAUGAGCAUGCCAAACAUGUGGCCUGGCAUGAACAACCCUGGCCAGGAGAGGCCUACAGGAAUGCGUAUGCAGGACCUUACUGUGGUGAACCAGCGCAACUUUAGUUACGAUGGGGUUCCACCUCCAGCGGGGCACAAGCCAUGGCCAGAAGCCACCAGAUACCCACCCCCUCCACCCAAUGCCCAGUAUCAAAUUUCUGCAGCGGUCAACUCUUUGAGAACCUUGUCCUCACGUCUCACUGUGCCACACCUAGACUCUUCUGGCAGCACACACUUGGGUUCCAUGCUGGAAAGCCCAGAGAUGCUGGCUUUGCAGCAGCUGUCAGCCUCUUCUGGACCCCCUGCUGGGCCCCCUCAUCAGUACAUGAGCAAUGUUCAGCAGUGUGGGCCCCCAUCACAAAUUGGCAACACCCCAGCUAAACGCUCUCGGCAGACUCCCCCUGCCCAUGAGGUUCAGCUGCUCCAUGCUGCCAGAAACAAUGAACCAGACAGCCACCAUUCCCAACAGUCAGACACGCCACCCAAAGAUUCAGCAGUGGAGAACAAAGAGGGUGCUGAAGACACUUUCAACCAGGCCACAUUACACAAAAACACGAUUUCAUUUAACCAAGAUCACCCAAAUAUCCCCCUGGUCACCAAAGAAGGUAGUGAGCCAGCAGAGAGAAUACCGAACUCCCCACAUACUAACUUGGGUCAGUCACGACAAAAUCCACACCUUCUACAGAGUUCAAUGAUGAGUAACAAAAUACAAGAUGAUGGGCAGGAAAACUCUGAUGCCCACUGCUCUCCUGAACAUAAAAUGGCUGCUAUUGUUACAUCCCAAUUUCAUGUCAGUAAAAAGAGCUCCACUUGCGCUGCUGCCUUAAAACCCUGUCACCAGACACAGAACAGUCCACAACAGAAAGCUCAGAGUCCUGUACUCCUUCCCCAGAAUGUUCCAGCAUUGCAUGACACAGGAUCUCAGAAUCCCACUCGGCAAAUAUCUGAUAUCUCACCACACAGGAAAACUGUACAUGAGCAAAGUGAAGAACAAGAAGACGUUCAAAAGCAGCUACAGCAGCAAAAUCACAGUAGCCCUCAACAAUGCCAUCCUCAAAAUUCUCUCUGGAACACACAGCAACACAGUUCACAAAUCCUGGUACCUCCUCACUGUCCCCAAAACAAGUCUCCAGGGCAAAGUCUGGCUCAGGCUAGCCCUAUUCAUGGGAUGCCACUGGUUAAUAAACAAGAAGACCAUCCUGAUCCCCCUCAACCAGCUCCUCACACCUCUUUGCCUCCCAGUCACCCUACGCCACUGUUACCCAGCCAGCCAAGCCCAGCAGACCAUGGAGAUCAAAGACCUAGUGAACCUACAAGUAAACCAGAUGGGGAAGGCACUGCCAGUCCUCCACAGCACAGUAUCACAAAGUCAGGACCUCAAAAUGAUAUUUCUACACACCAGAACUUUGGUUCUUACCACCAUCAAGCACCACUAUUGAUUAGUAAUCAGGCUAGGCAAGCUCAGAGAGUGCCAACGCUGGGACACAGUCCAGACAUGCCUGCUGAGUCUCAAGGCCAGUUAAGUGGAUCCAUGAGUCUAUGUGGUACUGGAGAACCUCCAGAACCACACUACAACCAGACAAACAUGACUAGGUCUGUACCUCAGUCUGCUCACCCCCUCUAUCACAGUCAGACCAUUAAUCCUCCUUGUCACCCCACCUACCACCGACAGGGAGGGAAUGCCUACUCCUACAACACAGCUGGCCAACAGCACCCUCAGAUCCAUUCAAACAUGUACCCACCUACUCCUGGGUAUCAACAGCAGCAGUAUUACCAUCAGGCCAACAGAAGAGGAGGUUUUCCCCCAGAAGACUGGCAUCGGUCUCAAUACCUGCCUCACCAACCUAUGCCACCCAGUGCCUACUUACCUUUAGCCAGUACCAGAGGCAACUGCCACUCAAAGGAGAAUUGUCUGUCACCACUAGGUUCAGAGGGUUCCAGUAGUGCUAGUUUAGUGUCACCUGGUCUUGCAUCAGACACCGGGCAAAACCAUGUGGCAUUAGAAGAUCGCACAUGUGAAGGUACGGAACAUCCUAGUGAAAACAUCAGUAACAGUGAUUAUGGCAUCAUCUCAGAAAAGCAAGGUCUUGCUGAGGACAGCUCAGAGAGACCUGAAAGCCCUAAAGAAAUCCUGGACCUUGACAGCCAUAAUGCCGCCACUCGUAUUCGAACUACCCAUCCAUCUCAACAGCAUCACUCGUCUGCUUCUGCUGCACAUAUGGCGCCUGGUUUCAUUUAUGACUCCCGUUCUGUACAUUCUGCAACGCAGCAGUGUGGUAUUCCUCCACCCCACAUUAUGUCUCAAUCCAGUGGAGUUGGCAACAGACCCCUUUACCCCAGCCACCCUUACCCCGAUAGAGGACAAUAUACUGCCCAAAGACCACACCCACACCUAAUGGAAGCUCUACAGCGGCCGCAGCUGUUGCCCUAUUCUCCAGGUCAGACACACAUGGCCAUGUACCAGCAUCCCCAGCCAGGGGGGCACUUUCAGGGCAUGAUUCAGGAGAGAAACGUGGCACCUGAUCACUUCGCACACCAAGGACAGCAGAUGGCAGCUCCUGGUGGUUCUAGCAGAAAACGGAGAGUAUGACCAACAAAGUUCGAAAUCAUCAAUGAGCAUCUGGACGAAGCAACGUCACUGGUCAGCAAAUUGUAUCAGCUUUAACAUGCGGUGCCUUGAUCUGGAGUGUAAGAAGUGAGACAAAAUUAGUCUCUUAUUUGCUGUUCUAUUGCUGCGUAAAACCAACAGCUGAGCCAAAAAAGAUGACGCGAGUAAUCUUAUGAAGACUAAACAGGAUCCUUUUUGUAAAACUUUCCUGGGUGUCGACUGUGUCAGCCCACUCCACGUUUUAGUGAUUUACUUACACUGGGAAGGAAAAAAAAGUGGCUGGAUUUGCUCAACACUGGACUUCAAGAUCAAAGAAGGCAGCUGCCAUUAUUUACAUAAUGGUGUGAAGAGUUCCCGGACAGAGAGAUGCUUAGCUCUGUGGAACCACUGGGGAUUUUAUUGUCUUGUUGAAGUGCUUUUAAACUUUUACUGUCUUUCUAACCACUGGGCCACACGGAACACAGGAGAGGCCACAUCUCUUUGAACUGAACAUGGCCUACCUGUGUUCUUCAGGGACCAUGAUGCUGGAAAUCUACUGAGAGGAUGACAAGGAGAGGAACUCCUGUUUUAACUACUAUUCCAACAGUGACUUUAAACUCAGGUGAAGAAACAAGGAGGUACAAUUAGACUGUCACCCAAAUCCUAUCAACUCCCCUCACAAUUGCCUUGGAUCUUCUUUAUGAAUGUAUGAGUGAAUGUCUCAAUAUGGUGACUACUGCACAGUUGUUGCAUGUGAAAAUGGCAAGGACACUGUCUGAAGCAACAACUAUCCUAAAAAAAAAAAAAAAAAAAAAAAAGCCGUCAUUCUCCACUUUUAAACUGCCACAGCGUGGAUCCAGUUUAGGAGUCAACACGCAUUAUAUGCAUCUCUGAGAUCUGCCUUUGUCGUUUGCUAAUGUUUGUACGUGACUGUUAUGCACUAUAGAUUUUGUUCUAGACAGUCUAGAUGUCCUAGAAACAAGUGGUCUUGGAUAGUAUAGGUUACUUCUAGUCCUUCAUGUCCUUCAUGUCUCAGAUGAGGAAUUCUAAAAUAAUUCUGUUGGUGAGAAUAGUUAGUGAGAAUAUGCACAUACUGAAUUAUGCUCAUCAAAUCCUGUUGUUUCACUUUCUAGCUACAAUUGUGUGAUUGUAGGUCUUUCUUCAUACACUGCUCUGUGCACGGUUUAUUUUUAAAGUGCUUCCUUUUUCCCAAAACAUGUGCUUAAUGUAUCCUCAGGGUUUACAGUUAUGAUAUACGGGUAUUUUUUCCGAAUUGUUUGAAGGAAGACCAGCGUAAUUGAAUGGAACAAUACAGUUAAUCUGCUUGGAUUCCUUGUGUCCUUUACUGUUGUGUCGUGGACACCGGUUCAAAUCACUGCUAAAAGUUGAGCUCCGCCUUUACAUUCCCAUUUCUUGAGCUGUAAUAACUAAUUUAAUCAAAUAUAAUUUGGGAUCUUUCUCAUGAUGCGUGUGUUUUAAAUCGGUAUUUCCUAAUACCUGUUGUGGGUUAUGCUACAUCGUAAUCUUAUGAAUAUUGCACCAGUGAACCCUACCCAUGAAUUUUAGUGAUGGCAG